AGAAAAGGAAGCAGACGCCGGUGACGUCACGUCAUAACAACAGGAACGGUGCUGUUGGGGGACGGACGCGGAGAAGAAAAGAAAUGGCGAUGCUCGGAGGUUUCAGCGCUGCACAGCACAAGAAAAGUGUCUCUGACGGCAGCAGCGACGUGUCAGAGUUCAUGUGUCCAGUUUGUCUGGAGAUCUUCGAGAGUCCUGUAAGAACACAAUGCGGCCAUACGUUUUGCCAGAGUUGUUUGCAGGAAUGUUUGCGUCCUCAGAAACCAGUUUGUGCUGUAUGCAGGGCCACUCUGGGCCUGUGCACUAAAGCCACCGAACUGGAGGCACUGAUCCAGUCUUCUGUGGCAGCCUGUAAGGGAUGUGGAGUUCAGGUUGGCCUGUCCCAGAUGAGAAGUCACACAGCUAAUUGUUCAAAGUACCAGGAGUACAUCGAGGAGGGGGUGAGGACCACUUCCCAGAGCCAGCCUCCAGUUAUCAGUUCGGUGCCAAACAGGUACACCUUCUCCUGCCCCUACUGCAACUGCCAGAACCUGGAUCAGGAUGGCCUGGUUGAACAUUGCACUUCCCAGCAUGCUCGAGAUCCACGCCAAGUGGUGUGCCCUAUCUGCGCCUCGAUGCCUUGGGGGGAUCCUAAUUACAGAAGCACCGACUUUUUCCAACACCUUAAGAUCAGACACACAUUCUCCUAUGAUACAUUUGUUGACUACUCCACAGACGAAAACACAAUGAUUCAGGAGGCUUUACAGCGCUCCCUUUUGGACAACUGAAGAGCGAAGAACAAUCUGGCAGAACCAGAAAUUUAGAGAAAACGGGAGGAAAUUGUCUUGAAAAGAUGCAACUAUACACUGUCAUCAUGCAUCUGGUGUAACUGAGCUGCUUUGGGUAAUUAUUUUCACGGGGAUGUUAUGUUGUAUCUAUAAAUCUGUAGGUUUAAUAAAAAAAUCUGUCAAUAUGUUAAAAAAACAUUGUUCUGUUUGCUCUAGGAGUGUCAGUGUUUAUCCUUUCUUCUCCUCCACUGAGCCUGUCCACUUGAUUUGUAGUCAGCAUCUCCUUAAUUAUGUUUUAAGUAAUUUGUUUAAUAAUGAGCAAAUGUCAUUUAACCAAAAAACUUCCAAAGUUGUGAUUAAAAAUGUUGUCAAUACUUGAUGUAAUGAGGUGGUUUGACCACUAGGUGGCUAACUAGUGCAGCAAAGACGAACUUGAUCAAUAGGUUGUCCUAUCAGUGAGACGACAUCCUGCUUCUGAUUGGCUGUGCAUGAGAACUCUCUUAAGGCAAUGUGUUCCUUUUUCUUGUUGUCGUUUCCUGUCAACGUGUGUGUGAGAGUGAUGAAUGUUUUUUUUUUCAGAGAUCUGGGAAGAAUAAAUAAUAACGAGGGUUGAGCAGAGUCAGAGACAGCUGUUUGCUUCAUUGUAAAGUUUCUCCUUUGUGUCUUUGUGCCUUCUAGUAGAUCGUGUUUCUAACUUCCAGAACUUCACAGGGCUACUUGUUCAUGCAAGGCAUCUGAGGUCUCAUUUGAUGAGCCUGAUGCUCUUACGUUUAGUUCUAGUGUAGUUGCACGUUCAUUACCACAGGGGGCAGUAGAGUUCUACUCUAUCCAUGGUGUCCGGUGACACUCCCAAGCCACUGAGUUUAUACAAGUCAUUACAUCUAAAUUAACAGCGUUUUCCCCACAAAUACAUGAUUUUGUUCAUAUGCAGCAAAUAAAAAUGUGUAUUUAAAGUAA
Messenger RNA from Nothobranchius furzeri (turquoise killifish), 1724 nucleotides. It is a transcript of the gene rnf114, whose product is annotated as ring finger protein 114. Lineage: Eukaryota; Metazoa; Chordata; Actinopteri; Cyprinodontiformes; Nothobranchiidae. The record is from RefSeq and is a predicted model, not a curated record. Gene Ontology annotation, biological process: protein polyubiquitination; ubiquitin-dependent protein catabolic process. Gene Ontology annotation, molecular function: ubiquitin protein ligase activity.